Molecule: messenger RNA, 7742 nt
Organism: Mauremys mutica (yellowpond turtle)
Lineage: Eukaryota; Metazoa; Chordata; Testudines; Geoemydidae
Gene: ARHGAP5
Product: Rho GTPase activating protein 5
Exons: 8
Coding region: 601-5121 (1506 amino acids)
Biological process (GO): signal transduction
Molecular function (GO): GTPase activity; GTP binding
Source: RefSeq, a predicted model, not a curated record
GAGGUUCUUCCCGCGCACGCGCAGCCGGCCGGGCCUCGGGAGCGCGGAGUCGCGCGGCGGCGGCGGGAGGGAAGCUGCUGAGGUAAAGUUAGGGGGAGAGACAGACUCCGUCAGCGAAGCGAGAGCCGGGGAGGCUCAGCGGCCGCCAUUACUGAGCCGAGAGCGCCGGGGAGGCGGGACGGGGCCGCGGCCGCCAAGAGCGCGGAGGGCCGGCGAGUCUGGGAAGCCCGGCGGGGAGGAGAAGCCGCUGGCGAGGAGAGACCGUCCCGGGAAUGCUGCUACCCCCGCCGCCGCGGAGGAGCCGGAUCCCGACCGCGCGAGAUCCCUCAAGGAAGGACUCCUUGAAGGAGAUAGUUUAAAUGUGUGACUGCAAGGAAAUCCCUGCAAGUUAACCAUCUUCUUGCUUGGUACCUUGCUUCUAUCAGGGAUGAUGAUUCACCUAAUCCUGAAUAUGUAAGCUCUCACGGUGAUGGAGGAAACAAGAAAAACUGAAAAUUAAUCCUGGAGACGAGGAUAUACAAUUUUAAUUUGAAGAGUUUUUUUCAGAAUGAAAACCACAUUCAGUUACCUUGAUGAGUGCAGAAGGACGAGAAGAAAGUUAUGAUGGCUAAAAACAAAGAGCCUCGUCCUCCAUCCUAUGCUAUUAGUGUGGUUGGACUAUCUGGAACUGAAAAAGACAAAGGUAAUUGUGGAGUUGGAAAGUCAUGUUUGUGCAAUAGGUUUGUGCGUUCGAAAGCAGAUGAAUAUUAUCCUGAGCAUACCUCUGUGCUUAGCACAAUUGACUUUGGAGGACGAGUUGUUAAUAAUGAUCACUUUUUGUACUGGGGUGACGUAACACAAAGCGGUGAGGACGGAAUAGAAUGCAAAAUUCAUGUAAUUGAACAGACUGAGUUCAUUGAUGAUCAGACUUUCUUGCCUCAUCGGAGUACGAAUUUACAACCAUAUAUAAAACGGGCAGCUGCCUCCAAAUUGCAGUCAGCAGAAAAAUUAAUGUACAUUUGCACAGAUCAGCUAGGCUUGGAGCAAGACUUUGAGCAAAAACAAAUGCCUGAAGGGAAACUGAACAUAGAUGGCUUUUUAUUAUGCAUUGAUGUUAGCCAAGGAUGCAAUAGGAAAUUCGAUGAUCAACUUAAAUUUGUGAACAAUCUCUAUAUCCAGCUCUCAAAAUCUAAAAAACCUAUAAUAAUAGCAGCAACUAAAUGUGAUGAAUGUGUGGAUCAUUAUCUACGAGAGGUUCAGGCAUUUGCUUCAAAUAAAAAGAACCUUGUGGUAGUGGAAACAUCAGCAAGAUUCAAUAUCAAUGUUGAGACAUGUUUUACUGCACUGGUACAAAUGUUGGAUAAAACUCGUGGCAAACCUAAAAUAAUUCCGUAUCUGGAUGCCUAUAAGACACAAAGACAACUUGUUGUUACGGCAACAGAUAAAUUUGAAAAACUUGUACAAACUGUGAGAGACUAUCAUGCAACUUGGAAAAUUGUUAGUAAUAAACUGAAAAAUCAUCCUGAUUAUGAAGAGUACAUACAUUUGGAAGGAACAAAAAAGGCCAAAAAUACAUUUUCAAAACACAUAGAGCAGCUUAAACAGGAACAUAUAAGAAAAAGAAGAGAAGAAUAUAUUAAUACACUACCAAGAGCUUUUAACACAUUGCUGUCAAACCUUGAUGAGAUUGAACACCUGAACUGGUCAGAAGCCCUGAAGUUAAUGGAGAAAAGACCAGACUUCCAACUUUGCUUUAUUGUGUUAGAAAAAACACCGUGGGAUGAAACUGACCAUAUAGACAAAGUGAACGAUAGGAGGAUACCAUUUGACCUUCUCAGUACAUUAGAAGCUGAAAAAGUUUAUCAAAACCAUGUACAGCAUCUUACAUCUGAGAAGAGGAGGGUUGAAAUGAAGGAAAAGUUCAAAAAAACUCUUGAGAAAAUACAGUUCAUUUCACCUGGGCAGCCAUGGGAAGAAGUUAUGUGCUUUGUAAUGGAGGAUGAAGCGUUCAAAUAUAUCACUGAUGCGGACAGUAAAGAAGUAUAUAGCAGGCAUCAGAGGGAAAUAGUUGAAAAAGCCAAAGAGGAGUUUCAGGAAAUGCUUUUUGAACAUUCGGAACUGUUCUAUGACCUAGAUCUUAAUGCAACACCCAGUUCAGAUAAAAUGAGUGAAAUUCAUGCAGUUCUGAGUGAAGAGCCUAGAUACAAAGCUUUACAGAAACUUGCACCUGAUAGAGAAUCUCUUCUUCUUAAACACAUAGGAUUUGUUUAUCAUCCCACUAAAGAAACUUGUCUCAGUGGCCAAAAUUGCAUGGACAUUAAAGUAGAGCAAUUACUUGCCAAUAGUCUUUUGCAGCUUGACCAUGGUCGCUUAAAUUUGUACCAUGAUAGAGCCAAUAUUGAUAAAGUUAAUCUUUUCAUUUUGGGUAAAGAUGGUCUUGCGCAAGAGUUGGCAAAUGAGAUUCGGACACAAUCCACUGAUGAUGAAUAUGCCUUAGAUGGAAAAAUAUAUGAACUAGAUCUUAGGCCAGUUGAUGCAAAGUCACCUUACCUUUUAAGUCAGUUAUGGACCUCUGCCUUUAAACCACAUGGAUUUUUCUGUGUGUUUAACUCUAUUGAAUCUCUCAAUUUUAUUGGAGAAUGCAUUGGAAAAAUAAGGGCUGAAGCAUCUCAGAUAAGGAGAGACAAGUAUAUGGCUAGUCUUCCAUUUACGUUAAUAUUGGCUAAUCAGAGAGAUAGCAUUAGCAAAAACCUACCUAUUCUGAGACACCAAGGUCAGCAAUUAGCCAAUAAGUUGCAGUGUCCUUUUGUAGAUGUGCCUGCUGGUACAUAUCCACGUAAAUUUAAUGAAGCUCAAAUAAAGCAAGCUCUAAGGGGAGUGCUGGAAGCAGUUAAACACAAUUUGGAUGUUGUAAGCCCAGUUCCCACCAUUAAAGAUCUGUCAGAAGCUGACUUGAGAAUUGUGAUGUGUGCCAUGUGUGGAGAUCCAUUUAGUGUGGAUCUUAUUCUUUCACCCUUUCUUGAUUCUCACUCCUGUAGUGCUGCUCAGGCUGGCCAGAAUAACUCUUUAAUGCUUGAUAAAAUUAUAGGUGAAAAAAGGAGACGAAUACAGAUAACAAUAUUAUCAUACCAUUCUUCAAUUGGUGUAAGGAAAGAUGAACUAGUUCAUGGGUAUAUACUAGUUUAUUCUGCUAAAAGGAAGGCAUCCAUGGGAAUGCUUCGGGCAUUUCUUUCAGAAGUGCAGGACACUAUUCCUGUCCAAUUGGUGGCUGUAACUGAUAGCCAGGCAGAUUUUUUUGAGAAUGAAGCUAUCAAGGAAUUAAUGACUGAAGGAGAACAUAUAGCAACAGAGAUUACUGCUAAAUUUACAGCUUUAUAUUCUUUAUCUCAGUAUCAUCGUCAGACUGAGGUUUUCACAUUGUUCUUCAGUGAUGUAUUAGAGAAGAAAAACAUGAUUGAAAAUUCCUAUAUGUCUGAUAGCACCAGAGAAUCAACACAUACAAGUGAAGAUGUUUUCCUGCAGUCUCCCAGAGGAAAUUCUCUUGCGUAUAAUUACUACCCGGAUUCAGAAGAUGAUACGGAAGCACCACCCCCCUACAGCCCAAUUGGAGAUGAUGUGCAGUUGCUCCCGACACCUAGUGAUCGUUCAAAAAAUCGAUUAGACAUGGAAGGAAAUGAGUAUCCUGUUCAUAGCACACCACUCAACUGUCAUGACCAUGAGCGCAACCACAAAGUACCUCCUCCUAUAAAACCCAAGCCGCUUGUACCUAAGGCAAAUGUGAAAAAACUGGAUCCAAACCUUCUAAAAACAAUUGAGGCUGGCAUUGGUAAAAACCCAAGGAAACAAUCCUCUCGAGUGCCUUUGGCACCACCAGAAGAUUCAGACCAAUCCGAUAAUUAUGCAGAACCUAUUGACACUAUUUUUAAACACAGAGGUUUCACUGAUGAUAUCUAUGCAGUUCCAGAUGAUAGUCAGAAUCGUAUUAUUAAAAUUCGAAACUCAUUUGUUAUAAAUGCCCAAGGAGAUGAAGAAAAUGGAUUUUCUGAUAGAAUAUCAAAGAGUCAUGGGGAAAGAAGGCCAUCAAAAUACAAAUAUAAAUCCAAGACACUAUUUAGCAAAGCAAAAUCUUACUACAGGAGAACACAUUCAGAUGCAAGUGAUGAUGAGCCUUUUACCACAUCGAAAACAAAAAGAAAAGGAAGACAUCGUGGAAGUGAAGAAGAUCCCCUUCUGUCUCCAGUUGAAACCUGGAAAGGUGGCAUUGAUAACCCUGCUAUCACUUCAGAUCAAGAGUUAGAUGACAAAAAAAUGAAGAAGAAAACUCACAAAGUAAAAGAAGAUAAGAAGCAGAAAAAGAAAACUAAGGCAUUCAAUCCUCCAACCCGUAGAAACUGGGAAAGUAAUUACUUUGGGAUGCCCCUACAGGAUCUGGUUACACCUGAGAAGCCCAUACCACUGUUUGUUGAAAAAUGUGUGGAAUUUAUUGAAGAUACAGGGCUAUGCACUGAAGGCCUCUACCGUGUUAGUGGGAAUAAAACUGAUCAAGACAACAUUCAGAAGCAGUUUGAUCAAGAUCAUAAUAUCAACCUAGAAUCUAUGGAAGUGACAGUAAAUGCUGUGGCAGGGGCUCUUAAAGCUUUCUUUGCAGAUCUGCCAGAUCCUUUAAUACCUUAUUCUCUACAUCCAGAGUUGGUAGAAGCAUCAAAGAUCUUGGAUAAGACAGAACGACUGCAUGAGUUAAAAGAAAUUGUGAAGAAAUUCCAUCCUGUGAACUACGAUGUCUUCAAAUUUGUAAUAACUCAUCUAAACAGGGUUAGCCAGCAAAAUAGAACCAAUCUUAUGACUGCUGAUAACUUAUCAAUUUGUUUCUGGCCAACUUUGAUGAGACCUGAUUUCGAAAACCGGGAGUUCCUGUCUACCACCAAGAUUCACCAGUCGGUUAUAGAGACCUUCAUUCAACAGUGCCAGUUUUUCUUUUACAAUGGAGAGAUUGUAGAAACCUCCAACUCUGUGGCAUGUCAGCCACCACCAUCCAACACAGUGCAGAUGGUGGAACCAAUGGUACCACUUCAGUUACCACCACCAUUGCAACCUCAGCUGAUACAACCACAAUUACAAGCAGAUCCUCUUGGUAUUAUAUAAAUAGAAGAAGAUGCAGGCAGCCUGGCAUUGGACAGAAAAUAAAGCUAGACAUGCAUGUUUCAGGAUUCAGUAAUGUACUUCAUAUUUAUGAAAAAUAAUUCACAUCCAAACUGAUGGGACAUUUUUGUUACAACCCAUACUGUAUUUCUUCAUUCAUACACACUGCAGAUCAAAACCAUGGGAUAAGCAUGACUGGAGAGGUUUAAUUUUUAAAAACAAAAAUAGCUAUAAAGUACAAAGCUGCUGCUGCAUGAAACCUUAUCGCAAUCACUAUAUCAUUCCUGUGGCAGUUUGUCACAAUAUAUUGUGAAUAAAAUUUUUCUAUAGAAAUUUAAUGAUUUAAAAGAUCACAUUUAUGAUACAUUCAGUGCUUACAGCCUGCUUUAUGGCUGUUUUUGUUAUUGAAUGUGCUAUUUUUGUCAGCGUUAUUCACAUUCAGGCAUUCUGUGUAGACAACUGAAGCCCAGCUGUAGUUUAUUUUGUUACCUCCUGGCUACUUAUGCUGUAGUAUGCUUGGGAUGGUUUUUGAAAAAAUGCAAAAUGCACUGUUGAAAAUAUUACAAUCCUGCACCUUCCAUCUUUACUUAUAAGUAAACCUGUGGACAAUUUGUUGAACUUGCUUAUUAUUUCUUACAGCACAAUACCAAGGACAUGCUUGUUGUAAAAGUGAGUUUCAAAUAUUGUACAAAAAUUUUGAUGUCUCCUAGUUAUUUCCUUAUGUUCCAUUACUGAAUUAAACAUUUUGUAAUACUGUUAAUUCUGUAAACAGCUGCAUGUUUAAAAGAUCAUUGAUGGUCUUGUAAACUUAAUCUAAUAUAUUUUAGAUAUUUUAAUUUUUCCCACUUGGGAACACAUCUAGUGUGUAGAAAAUAGUUCAUGACAUUUUCAUACAAGGUUAUAUAACUUUUCAUACAUAAACAUGAAUUUUGUUGUAGUAAAAUUCUGUAAACCAAACAAUGUUUUAAUCUAGGACUUCAAUUUAAUCUAUUCUUUAAAUCUAUUUUUAUGCGGCCCUUUAAAGAUAUACAAAAAUGCAUUGCUAAUAUAUAGCAAUAAAUACUUUGGGUACUGACAAUUAACCUCUUUGGAGUGUAUAUAUAAAAUCACAAAUUUGUAUUCAUAUUUUUUCUGUGGUAUGUUGUACUAAAAAUUCAAAAUUACUGACUUUUUGCACCAUUUUUAAUUAUUACUUUUUUCUUUGACAUUGGUACCAAUUUUGCUUUAAAAGAGUGCUGCUUUUUAAAUUUUUUUUUUAAACAUUUAAUUGGUGGUAACUGUUUUAGAAGACUACACAUUGUAGCAGAAUUGAGGGGAGGCCAUAAGUAAAAAAUAUUUGUGAGACUUUUAGCAGUUUUUUUUAUUUCAUGCUCAAAUUAUAGCUUUUUGGUUUGGGGUCUGGAAAGGAAAAAAAUAAAUUUGGUUCACUCAGCUGCUAGGAUAUCUUAUGUGUAGUUUAAAAAAGCUUUAUGAUGGGUCACCGUUGUAAUCUUCAUUCAUAAUGAGAUUUUAAGAUCGUCUUCUAUGUAUUAUAGUAAAUAGAUGAUUUUGAGAAUUAAGGCUCUUAAGAGUUUUUGAUUUACUCCAUUUUCCUAAAAUAAAAAUUGCCUUUCCCAAUUAUGUCCUAGGUAUUGUACUUCUAAUUAUGACUUGGAUUAUCAUUCUAGAUUAAGAUGAUACCAUAAACAAGGCUGCUGUUGAAGUACAUGUAUAUGAUAAAUUAUCUUGAUAUUUGUGUUAUAUUCUUGCAAGUAAUUAUCUUUUCUAAGAAAACAAGAACAAAAAGCCCUAGUCCUGUCGCAAAGCAUACAGGAAUUGAUAAAGUACAAUAAUAAAGUCUGUCCUGUAAAUUGUAGUAUUCUUAACUUGUUUUACAUUACAUCUGUUGUCUACAUAGCUUUUAUUUAUAGGUGUCAGUCUAACAUUGGCAUGUUUAGCAAAGAAAAAUUAAACUUCAAGAGUUUUAUAAACUGUUUCUAGGUUGCUAAAGAAUUUAUUUUUCUACUAUAUAUGGUAUAGACAAAGCAUCAAACUGUACAGGAAACAAACCAAACUAUUUCUAUUGGAAGUAGGCUAAAAAGAAAACUAUAUUUAAAAGUUCUAGCUGGUAAAACAAUUUUCAGUCUUUGUGUUGUGAAUUUCAUUUUUAAUUUUCUGCCUCCUGCGUGGAAGUAUACGUUUAGUUGGCCAUGAUGUUAAAUUCAUCUUUGAUUACAAAAUUAUCUAUUUUUAUGUUACAAAUACAUUUCCACAACUCCAUUUCAAGUUAAGCUUAUUAUAGAUCAAAAAUAUUUGCAAUAUCAUCUGUUUUUAUGUAUUCUAUUACAACUGCAUCCCUUAUUCCAUAAUGAGUUGUUAAAAUGCCGCCCUUGUAUUUGGCCUGGUUAGAAAUUGUCAUUAACUCUUACUGAAAGGUUCAUUUAAAAAAAAAAAAAAAAAAAAGCUUGGCAUGACACACCUACUUGGUGACAUUGUCAGUAUUUCUUGUGUAGUCUUUAGAUCAGGGUUAGGCAACCUAUGGCACGCAUGCCGAAGGCAGCACACAAGCUGAUUUUCAGUGGCACUCACACUGCCCUGGUCCUGGCCACCUGUCCAGGGUCUCUGCAUUUUAAUUUAAUUUUAAA